AUGAAGUCGAUCGUCUUCGCCAGCCUCCUGGCCGUCGCCUUGGCCACCCCAGGCCUCCUCUCCGGCAUCAUCUCCAACCCGUUGUCCAGGUGGCAAGCCGCUUCCAUCAAGGGGAGACUGACUUGCAACGGCGAGCCGGCGGCCAACAUCCGGCUCAAGCUGUAUGAUGUGGAUAGCUUGCCCGACACCGACGACCUGAUGAAGGAGGGCUUCACAGGAACCGAUGGCACCUUCACGAUUGCCGGCAAAGAAAAGGAGUGGACCAUCAUCGACCCGAAGCUGAACAUCUACCAUCGAUGUGGACAUGACGGAAAAUGCCCCAUCAAGGUCGAGAUCAUGAUCCCCAAGAAUUUUGUGAAUGAUGGAGAGGUUGCCGAAAAAACGUUCGACUUGGGCGAAUCAACUUGGCCUCGCGAUUCCGGAAUGACGAAGACGAAAUCCGAGUACGGCUUCUCGGAUGCUGUAGCCAAAAUCCGGGCCCAUAGGACGGAUUUUCAGCUAAACCUCGACAAAAUGCUGGCCUCGGUGAGCAAGUCGUUGACCGUGGAAAGGGAGGCUCCGGUGGCAAUGUUUAAUGAGCCCCUACACAAAUUAUGGCCCGAGCCGGACGAGCCGAAACGACCCCGACGCAGCCACUCUUCGCUUCCGGUCGAGGAUAAACCUCAACAAACCGCUGAAAUGUCCUGCUGGUCUUCCCCGGCAAAUAUUCUCCUUGAGGAUCAGGACAUCUCAUCGCCCGAAGGCUCGGCCUACUGCUGGAGUGCCCCGGAAUUUUUGGUGGAUGGGGAUAGUGAUACGAGUGAGGGCUACGAACGGCGGCGUACGGUGUAUGGGCGGAAACCGGAGACGGUGUUUGCCAGAUCGUAUCCGCAGAUUGAUAGUCCGGAUCAGGAUUCUGAGGGCGAAUCGCGAGUCCGCUGUGUAUCCCCCAGUUGCCAACGAGGAGACCCUAGCGACAGUGAGGACGAGGAGGAGCAUCAAGCUCAAGCCGAAGUGUGGCCCGAGGAGGAGAUGCUGUACCGAGGGGAGCGCGUCGGGUGGAACAUGAAUGGGGCGGCGUUCAGGAUACCCAGGUCUCGGAGCGUCUACCAGGAGCUCCGGUCAUACACCGCCAUGCCUCACUCGAGAUCGGCUUUUGAGCAUUUGGCGGCGAACUACCCGGAUGAGCGCGACGAAAGCCCGUAUGGCGAGGGCUCCUCCCAGUCCCACAUGGAUUCCGAUGAGCGUUGUGCGUUCGAUUCGAGGUCCCAGUGGAUCCGGACGGCUUCCGGAAACAGCCAAUAUCAGAUCUGGAAAAUGGGCGCCGAAGAAUCGCCCCACCAUCUUGGGCCCCAACCUGAAAUUCGGCGCUCAGCUACCGUAGCCGAGGGAUUCCGCCAUGUCAACGGCUAUUCCCAGAAUAAUCAGCAGCGGCGCCGGCUGCCGAAACGGCCCGAGUUCGAGCACGUACGCCAGGAUACUAACUACGGCACCAUCCCAACUUCUGUCUCGAUGUACGGCCGUAUGAUGGGCGACUACCACCCCGAGUACGAUUGCUCCAUUCGGCAUCUACCCACCUCGGACAGCCAUGAUCUGCUCCUGACCGCGCCAAGAUUCGCGCGUCCGUCCGACUACCAGCUGACGUCGAACGGGUACUCGGAUAUGGAGAACGAUCCGCCGAGAGCGCCUUCGAGACAAGAACGCCCGUCCGAUCUGCAACUCCGGGCGGCCAGCCGUACCCAAAACUCGGCCCGCAGCCCGCUGAACCCAAUCUCCCCUGCCGACGACCCGUAUGCGGAUAUCGCGACCCCGAUGUCGCCGCCUUUGAGGAUGCUUCCCCCGGCGCACCAUUCGUCGGGCGGUCGUCGUUUGCCACAACUCCCUGUGGCCCUACUUCGUGAUUUGCCACCAACAAUAAUGGGAACCCAUAAUGGGCAACAGUCCCUGCUAGGGCACCUCCAUGGGCCAACAACAACCCCGGCCGCUGCUGCCAACAAUGAUCAUCGGCUGUGUUUUGGAAUGGACGCGUCGAUGAUGGGGCGAAGUGCCCUCGAGGACUCUUAUUAUGAAGAGGACGGGAUGAAUGGCAAUAGCGGCUAUCCGUCAACCAGGAAAAAUAGGAAAUCAUUUUUCUCGCCUGAAGAUUCCUCUGGCGUCUCCUCGUGCGCCGGAAGCGAAUCCCAAAAUCCGACCCACCGGGUUCAAACGGCUUUCUACCCCCGGCACAGUGAUGAGCUUCUCCUCGAGAUGGGCGACGCAGUGCAUGUGGACCGGACGUGUGAGGACAAUUGGUGUUACGGCACAAACCUCCGAACCGGCCAGCACGGAAUUUUCCCCUCCUCCGUGGUGUGUGAGAUCGAUCUGGUGGAUGAGAUCUGCCAAGGCGCCCUACCCAGCAAUGCACAAAAGGUGCUGCAAGAAGAGCGUGACACCUUCUAUUUAACGCUGCUCGGCUCGAUUGAAGUUGGGCAUCACAAGGGGAAUGACGUCUUGAUACAGGCUAUUAAUAAGGUACUGGGGAUGUACAGUAAUCGAGACGAGGUGCUAGUCCCUCAAACGGUCCUCCUCGAGGUCUCCUUCCGCGGCGUCCACGUCAUCGACAAGAAAAAGAAGAAUUUCUUCCAAUGCCCGACAUUCGACUUCUUCUACAGCCUUCAGAAUAUCUCAUUUUGCGGGUCCCAUCCAAAACAGCUGAAGUACUUUGGCUUCAUCACGAAGCAUCCGCUUUUGCCCCGAUUCGCGUGCCACGUGUUCGUCUCCAACGAGUCGACCCAGCAAAUCGUCGAGUCGAUCGGCCGAGCCUUCAAGCGCUCCUACGACGAGUACAUGGCUUUCGCCCACCCCACCGAGGAUAUUUAUCUGGAA
Molecule: messenger RNA, 2844 nt
Organism: Mesorhabditis spiculigera
Lineage: Eukaryota; Metazoa; Nematoda; Chromadorea; Rhabditida; Rhabditidae
Source: the annotation of a GenBank genome assembly